AAUGAAUGGUCCCUGUCACGUGACAAUUGAUGUUAUUCAGCUCGGCCAUCUUGGAUUAUUGGAAGACUCAUCCACCCCUUUCCUCGGUAUCAGAGGAGCGUCUUGUACGCUUUUAGGGGUCAGAACUGGCCCGUAAUUGUUCUACUCCAACUGACAUAACACAAACGAUUCUCAAAAUGUCUGGACAAAGCAUCAUGGACCGCAUGACAGCGGCCAGACAUAGCAUAGCCGGGCAGGGGCUGGCCAAGGUGGUUUGUAAGGCUACCACGGAGGAGGUUAUGGGCCCCAAAAAGAAGCAUCUUGACUAUUUAUUACAAUGCACAAAUGAACCGAAUGUGUCAAUACCCCAGCUAGCAGAUUUAUUGAUAGAGAGAACACAGCAUCAGAACUGGGUAGUAGUCUUCAAAUCUCUCAUCACAAUUCACAAUCUCAUGAACUAUGGCAAUGAGAGGUUUACACAGUACCUGGCCUCAAACAACUGUACAUUCAAUCUGGGCGGAUUCAUUGACAAAGGAGGAGUACAAGGCUAUGAUAUGUCCACGUUUAUCAGACGCUACUCCAAAUACCUGAAUGAGAAAGCAUACUCUUACAGACAGAUGGCAUUUGAUUUUUGCAAAGUCCGAAGAGGGAAGGAUGAUGGCUUGUUACGAACCAUGAAUACAGAAAAACUUUUAAAAACAUUACCAUGCUUACAGAAACAAUUAGACGGGUUGUUGGAAUUUGAUUGUUCACAGAAUGAAUUAACAAAUGGAGUAAUUAAUGCUACUUUUCUGCUGCUGUUUAAAGACCUCAUUCGACUAUUUGCCUGUUACAAUGAUGGAGUCAUCAACCUUUUAGAAAAAUAUUUUGAUAUGAAUAAAAAGCAGUGUAAGGAUGCAUUAGAUGGCUACAAGAAAUUCCUCGUCAGAAUGGACAAAGUGUCUGAAUUCCUCAAAGUAGCAGAAAAUGUCGGUAUUGACAAGGGUGAUAUUCCAGACCUGGCCAAGAGUCACAAAUGCCAAUCAACUUCCAAACGUUGUUCCAAAGCGAGGCAGACGUUGGCUCCAUCCAGUCUCCUAGAUGCUCUAGAACAACACUUGCAGUCCCUAGAGGGCAAAAAAGGGGCAACAACUCCAGUCGGUUCCAAACCAGCAGGAUUUGCCUCAGCUAUAAACACCAUUUCCAACAACAGCACCAUACAGAUUUCUGAGGAAGACAAGAAACGGAUAUUAGACGAAGAAAAUAUGAAGUUACAACAGCUCAAGGAUCAAUGUGGCGCCAAUCAACAUGAUUUUGCUAACCAGGAGCAGAGAUUAAAAGAGAUGGGAGGCAGUCCAGUGGCAACUCAAGCCAACACAAACCAAUCAAAUCCCUUCGCCUCACCAAACACCACAGGGUCACCUGCAUCUAGUGGGGUCAACUUGUUUGGUUCUCCAACAAAAACAGCACCAGGUGGCACUGCGCCUAGUGACGACCUUUUGAACCUUUCAGGGAAUCCAUUUAUAGAAAAUGUACAAAGUGUGAUGCAAAUGAACAAUGUCAUGAAUAACAUGCAGCCAACAUCACAACAGCAAUUUGCAACCCCAGCAUGGAACUCGUCGGGGAUGAACAACACACCAGCGUCCAGUUCUGGGUUUACAUCAGAAGCAGAUUUUGAUAAGGUGUUUCACAACGCCAACACCACAACCACUGCCCUAACUGUCCCGCCUGAGGAGGAACCGCUUGAUCCCCUGGACUCGCUGGCCCUAGGGGGCACCACCAGUAGUUGUGGGGGAGACCUGUCCAGUCUCACUGGUACAGGCGGGGCUAUGGGGGGUAUGCCAAUGCCGAUUCAGGGGGUCCAAGUUCUGGGCACCAGUCCCCAAGCGUUCCCUGAGAUGACAAUGCCAGCUAGUCCAGCUCUCCAACACAGGAGUCUCACUCCAAGUUUUAUGGAGCAAGCUGUGGGUAGGAGCAGCCCCGCCCCUUCCUCCACCUCUGACCAGGGAUCAGGGUUUGAUGCAUUUGGUGAAGUACUACAGCCCAAAUCACAGAACCAGACAGAGGAAAAGAAACAGGAUAAGUUGAUACAGCCUGACCUUAACACGAGUCUGGUCCAGCUGGCUGGUAACCUCCACAUCAAUGGACCAGCACAGCAGGUCAAAAAACAACAACAUGAGUGGCAGCCAAAGGGUGAACAGAAGAAGACAGGUGGGGCCAACUGGCAGACCCAGCCAGGCAUGGCCCCCGCAACCACCACCACAUGGAAUCAAGGCUUUGCACCUAAUAACCCCAUGGCUCAGCCAGCUAUGGGCUACAACAUGGGUGCCCCAACAACACAACCAAUGAUGCAACCUGUCGGAAUGAUGGGACAGCCUCGCCCAAUGGGGAUGCCAAUGGGCCAACCAAUGGGAAUGCAGCCAGCCAUGGGUAUGCAGCCAAAUAUGGGCAUGCAGUCAAACAUGUAUGCUGGAGGAAUGCAACCAAUGGGAGGAAUGAUGCAACAGCCACGUCCCCCAACUGGGCAACAACAAAAUGACCCCUUUGGUGCAUUAUGAGAUUAGUUAUCCGUGAGAAGUGGUACACUUCUUACAAGUUAGGGAGGAAGAGGCUGUGGAAUAUCAUUGGAAGUAAUCAGUGAAAUUUGACGUGGAUGUGUACAUAGUAAAACUGAAAGGGAUCAAGUUUGUCGUGAAGGUUUCACAAACCUUCAAUAUCUGUACAUAGUAGUAAUGUAUGCCUGUUAUUACCAAGAAAGCAUACACAAGGACAAUAGACUGACAUUCUGAUGCUCACCUGUAUAACCAUUGUAGCUGCUACAGCACCUUGUAUCCGUGUCCAAGUCGGGACUCGUAACAAGUCAUGGCAUCACUUCUUACGUCCGGCGAUGGACUCGCCGCGACUCUUCUGUGUCAUUGUUUUUAUAGGCAAAAUCAAAUUAUAUAUGUAAUUAUUGUAAUGUGUAUAUGUGUAAUAUAGAAGGGCUAGGUUUUAUUGUGAACAUCUGUGAUUGGCUUACCUGGAUUUUAGUUUACAAGUCACCCCCCCAUCAUGCAGGCAUCAUCGACAGGAGAGUGAUGUAACAUGACGUCAUUAAUAGUGCAUGAUAUUGUCUGCUGUAACGGACAGUUAACAAAAUCUGUAUGUGAGAGAGAGUGCUAAUCACCCAGCCAGAACUAGUCAUGGUGCGAGGCAACUUUAUAAAUGUGUAGCGUGCAAUUCUGUGUUACAGGGAAAUAUUUCCUGUCCCCCUUGUGGUACCAAUGUACAAUGAUGAACUCACUUCAGCUUCUAGCCUCACUACACAUCACCCAGUUUAACAUCACGAAAGUUUGAAAGUCAAAAAGAGUGGAUUUUAAAAAUAAAAUUAAUGAACUUCAAGGUAUAAACAUUGUGUCUAUUACAUGAAUUCAGUUUUAUUUCUGUCUUGUGUACACUGAAAAUGAAUCCGAGCAAUUGAGAUUUCUGAUUCUUUAUAAAAAAUAUUAAUCGGUAAAAAAAGAUGCAAAUUUUAUUGACCAUACUAUGCUGCAGGAAAUAUACUGAAUGAAAAGAUCCUUCAAUAUUUUUUUGAAUUUUCCACCCAUGAUUGUGUAUUUAAAAUGUACAUUAGGGAUAGUUGGUAAUACACACCCUGGUGGUGUACAAGUGCCCACCUUACAGCGGUGCCAUGGGGGCUGUGUACAUUAGGAUGGACAGUGUGGUACAACCUGGUGGUAUAGAGUUGGCUGUUUAAUAUACAGUGUCCCCAUGGGGGCUGUGUACUGGCUGUGUACAGUAGGGAUGGACAGUUGGGUACACCUUGGUGGUAUAGACGUGGCUGUUUAAUAUACAGUGUCCCCACGUGGGCUGUGUACUGGCUGUGUACAGAAGGGAUGGACAGUGGGGUACACCCUUGUGGUAUAGACUUGGCUGUUUAAUAUACAGUGUCCCCAUGUGGGCUGCGUACUGGCUGUGUACAGAAGGGAUGGACAGUGGGGUACACCCUGGUGGUAUAGACGUGGCUGUUUAAUAAACAGUGUCCUCAUGGGGGCUGUGUACUGGCUGUGUACAGUAGGGAUGGACAGUGGGGUACACCCUGGUGGUAUAGACUUGGCUGUUUAAUAUACAGUGCCCCCAUGUGGGCUGUGUACUGGCUGUGUACAGUAUGGAUGGACAGUGGGGUAAACCCUGGUGGUAUAGACGUGGCUGUUUAAUAUACAGUGUCCCCAUAGGGGCUGUGUACUGGCUGUGUACAGUAGGGAUGGACAGUUGGGUACAACCUGGUGGUAUAGAGAUGGCUGUUUAAUAUACAGUGUCCCCAUGGGGGCUGUGUGCUGGCUGUGUACAGUAGGGAUGGACAGUGGGGUACGCCCUGGUGGUAUAGACGUGGCUGUUUAAUAUACAGUGUCCCCAUGGGGGCUGUGUGCUGGCUGUGUACAGUAGGGAUGGACAGUGGGGUACGCCCUGGUGGUAUAGACGUGGCUGUUUAAUAUACAGUGUCCCCAUGGGGGCUGUGUACAGUACAGUGUUCCAACGAGGACUGUGUACUGUACAAAAGGAAUGGAUGGUGUGUUGAUUUGUUCUUUGGCCCCACAGGGGCUGUGUACUCCUUUAGUACAUUAGGGAUUGACGUUGGAUAACACCCUGGUGGUGUAUAGAGAACUUUGUGCUGAACAGUGUCCCCACAGGAGCUGUGUACUGUACAGUGUCCUCACAGGAGCUGUGUACUGUACAGUAUUCUCACAUAGGUCUGUGUACUGAACAUUGUCCCCAACUCCUACGCUGUGUAUGGUACAGUGUCCCCACAUGAGCUGUGUACUCACCAUGUUCAGUAGGGAUGGUAGUGAGUGUAAGUGAUGGAACUAUUAUGUGAUACUUAUAAUAUAUAUAUAAAUAUAAGAGGUGUAUGCGAGAAUUGUAAUCACAUAUAUAUAUGGGUUGUGUUUAUUUUGUACAUAAAUCAUGCAGAUUAUUAAGAUAUUUAACCAUUUCCAUCUUUAUUUGUGUGUACUUGUGAUGUUCCUAUCUUUCAGUAAACUCUGUCUGUUUUUUGUUUUUUUAGUUUCCCCACCAUGCUUUGUGCUUGUAAAGUUGUUUAGACACAAAAGGUUGAAAACUUCUAGAUGACCUGUUAUCAUAAUAUCGGUCGCUCUCCCAUUUCGGAGGUUUUUCCAUCAAAGUUUUUCUUACAAUAAAUCUUGAUACGGGACUUCAGCUGACUCCUGUGUAGUGACAGCCACAGUUUUGGAUUGUUCUAGUGUUCACUCUCAUAUAACUUGUGUCAAAAUACAUUCCUUACCUAACAUAUUUCAACUUCAUACCCAAUUUGUUUUUGUAUGAAAGCACAAAAUGUAUAAGAAAGCAUUGAAAUUGAUAAUACUAGUUAUGUAAUUGGAUGCAAAUUUUGGUUUGAUAUGAAGUUUUGUCAUGAAGUUUUGUCAUUGAUACAACGUAUGUACCCAGUGUUUUGUCUAAAAUACAUUAUUUGUACAAUUCAUUGUAUAUCAUUGUAUAGUCUUCAGACAAUAUCAAUUUGAUACAAUAUCAGAUCCAUUUUACGUAAUGUAAAGCAUAGGUAUAAAAUAUGUGUUUUUGUGCUAGUGUCCUCAGUGUUAUUACAGUAAGUUAUUCUGUGUUGAUAUUUGACACCUACGAAUGUUGUUGCAGGUAAUUCAUACCUGGUGUAAUGCACCUACAAAUUAAUUAUGUCAUUUUGGUGUGUUACGCCUGAAAAUGAAGCAAAGCAUAAAUUAUUCUGUUUUAGUGAUUAAACGCCAGAAAAUCAUGAUGCAGAAAAAAUAUUCUGUUUUAGUAACACCUGAGACUUGUAUGUUUACAGGUGAGACGUACACACCUGAGACUUGUAUGUUUACAGGUGAGAUGUACACACCUGAGACUUGUAUACAACAAGUUUACAGGUGAGACGUACACAUCUGAGACUUGUAUGUUUACAGGUGAGAUGAUUGUAGUAGACCGUGAUAGGGUAGUUAUUAUGUUAUUACGACAUCAGAGAGCUUUUGAAAUGUUGUCUGGUUUCCUGCUCUACAAGCGAGUGAUAAUAAAUCAUAUUUUUAAUGAAA
Messenger RNA from Mizuhopecten yessoensis (Yesso scallop), 6020 nucleotides. RefSeq names its product phosphatidylinositol-binding clathrin assembly protein LAP-like. Gene Ontology annotation, molecular function: phosphatidylinositol-4,5-bisphosphate binding; 1-phosphatidylinositol binding; SNARE binding. The transcript is spliced from 24 exons. NCBI's taxonomy places the organism in Eukaryota, Metazoa, Mollusca, Bivalvia, Pectinida, Pectinidae. Bases 177 to 2516 code for a protein of 779 amino acids. Gene Ontology annotation, biological process: clathrin-dependent endocytosis; clathrin coat assembly; synaptic vesicle budding from presynaptic endocytic zone membrane. Gene Ontology annotation, cellular component: synaptic vesicle; clathrin-coated pit; clathrin-coated vesicle. The record is from RefSeq and is a predicted model, not a curated record.